Alternaria atra is the source of this 1518-nucleotide messenger RNA. RefSeq lists its product as uncharacterized. Lineage: Eukaryota; Fungi; Ascomycota; Dothideomycetes; Pleosporales; Pleosporaceae. The transcript has 3 exons. The record is from RefSeq and is a predicted model, not a curated record. Bases 1 to 1518 code for a protein of 505 amino acids.
AUGCUCAUUCACUUCGAGACGAAGCGUCGCUGGAACAUUACCAUAUCAACAACUCGGCACGACUCCGUUGAUACGAAGCGGCCUGGUGCUAGUUCAUGCGCUUGCCGCAACUCAACGUUCGCUGUCGAGGUUCAUAACACCAAGAACUCGCCAGCUCCGUGGUACCCAAAAGAUCUUAUCGAAAAAUAUUGGCCGACUGCCGAUAGUGCAACGGCUGUCGGGUGUCGAACCUUCGUUCGGAAGAUCUAUCGACUCUCAAUACGAAUUCACCGGAUGGAUCCCCAAAGAUGUGCGGACGCCACUUACGACGAACCCCCACCACCUUACAAAUAUCAGCGAAUGCAGGAGCUUCCUGCCUUAUCGAUCCACGAAUUACCGGAUCAAAGAAUGCUUACUCCGGAACUUGAAGGAGACGAUGGGAUCGCCGAGCUAGGAAGUUCUGUGGAGCAAACUAUCGACUAUCCCUUCAAUCUUGACCCAAGUCAAACGUUCUACCCAUGUUCGAGCGAAGCCAAUGAGCGUGGUGCAACCGCCAAUUGUACGGUGCUACAACAACCCACAUCUGUCGAUGUGCCAAGGCUACCUUGGAGUCUAGAUACCCAACAACACUCCGCUUCAGCACCCAGUUUGACCAUCGACGGGCUUUCGCAUGAGUCGUCGCCUAUAUCACCUAUCACAACCGAUACUAAUGGCAAUUCUCCCACCCAAUCUUAUUCAGAUACCGAUCUCAUGGCAGGCAUGGUGUCUCCUCUAGGAACUGUAUCAUCCUGUGACAGCUCUUGGACAAGAUCGCAUGUAGUCGACAAGGACUAUGGCUGUGCUUCGUAUACUAGCCUUCCAACGUCAUUGGAAGCAAUUCCUAUAGAGUCUUUCCUGGAAACGCCACAACAGUCUCAGGCAGAACGUCUCCAUGUUCGAAGAGAUGACUUUUUGCAUCCUGCGGUGACACCCAUCUUUGCAAGCCAUGAAUCAUACAUUCCCAAUAGUCACCCACCUGUCGCAUGGAACGAUUACUUGCCAGAGUCUCACGCGCAGCAGGACGACUCUACAACCAUUCUCUUGGGUGAUUAUGCGUACUGUGAGCGCCUGGGAUGGCGAUAUUGUGGUGGUUAUGGAGGAGGUGCGGCUCAGGAUGAAGGGGCCAAACAAGCGGUGUUAACGAUCAGCGAGCCGGGGUCUUCGCAACACGCCAGUCACUUCGAUGAGUGUCAACCAUCAUCGCACAAAUUCAUUGAGCUUCAUGACCACCAAGAUCCGGAGCUUUACAUGGAGUCGAGAGCAGGUGACACUAACUACCCGCUUGAGCAUUGUACUCAAUGUGACAAAACGUUCAGUGGCAGAUAUCGGAAAGGCAACUUGCGACGGCAUGUCCUCGCUUUCCACAACCCGCUAGCGGGCGUAAUCGGUACAGCGUGCCGCGUCUGUAAGAGGGCGUACAAGCGCGCGGAUGCGACCCGUAAGCACGAGUGGAAGAAACACCAUGUCUUAGAUGCAAAGCCCAAGAAGCGAGCGAAGUAG